This is a messenger RNA of Amborella trichopoda, 1283 nucleotides long. RefSeq names its product ubiquitin-conjugating enzyme E2 variant 1D. NCBI's taxonomy places the organism in Eukaryota, Viridiplantae, Streptophyta, Magnoliopsida, Amborellales, Amborellaceae. The record is from RefSeq and is a predicted model, not a curated record.
UAUUUUUUCACGCAAAAUUCCUGCAAUAACGCUAUGGCUGUCGUAAAUCCAUGACAGUUUUUAGGCUAAACACUCCAGCAAUCUGCGUAUGACAUUACUUUUCCAAUUUAAAAAUAUUGUUAUGGUAUGUAGUUACCAAAUUUAUCUAUCUCCCAUCAAGUCGCCAGGUACGCCUGGUCCCCUUCUCUUCUUUUCUAUUACUUCGUGCCACCUUCAGUACCCUUUUCUCUGUCCCAACCACUCUUUCUCGAUCAACUUGGCGAUGGUCUGAUUCAUCAAAGACCCUCAGAUAUUUUCUCCUUCUUCUCCUUUAAAAGCUUUGGAAUUCUCAGACAUCUUCUGUUUCUGAAUCAUGGGGUCUGAAGGAUCUAGGGUUGUUGAAUCUUUGCCAAUGUUGGAAACAAGGACUCUAGCUUGGACCUGGCAGGGUCCUGAGUCAAAGUCGGUGGUCCAACUUGGCCAAACAGCUGAGUCAGCAGUCCAACUUGGGCGGAGUCUCUUUCCCAGGAACUUCAGAUUACUUGAAGAACUCGAGAGGGGGGAGAAGGGCAUUGGUGAUGGCACAGUCAGCUAUGGCAUGGAUGAUGCGGAUGACAUAUACAUGCGGUCAUGGACAGGAACCAUCAUUGGACCCCACAAUACUGUCCAUGAUGGACGUAUCUAUCAAUUGAAGCUUUUUUGUGACAAAGAUUAUCCUGAUAACCCACCCACUGUGAGAUUCCAGGCAAGGAUAAACAUGACCUGUGUGAACCAGGAAACUGGUUUGGUUGAUCCCAACCAAUUCUCAAUGCUUGGAAACUGGCGAAGGGAGUACACCAUGGAAGACAUUCUGACCCAACUCAAGAAAGAAAUGGCCUCUGCUCAGAACCGUAAACUGCCUCAGCCUCCUGAAGGUAAUGAUGACGCAAGGAUAGAUCAGAAAGGUUUGGUGCUAAGGUGUUCCAUUCUGUGAAUGGAUGGAAAUUGGGUUGGAAUCCAUAUGUAGAUACAAGUUUAGUUGUUUUUGGUUAAGUUGCAUGACCUUGAGGGAGGAUACGCCCCACCACGCCAGAAGCAAAAGCUGCUUAGGACCUGUUAAAAUUGAGGGGUCUAUGCCAACAAACAUUUCCAGGCCGUGGUCGUGGGCAAUGGUCUGUAACCUCUGUGUAGAGAGAACACCUCUUGAAUUAGUAAUGUGCUGGACACGAACUAUGCGUAUCUUUGCUGUGCAUUCUCAUAGAAGAAAAUGAAACAAUAAGUUUUUAUCUGAAAAAUGGAGAGGGGAACAAGCAGUUGCAUGUGCA